Seminavis robusta is the source of this 1758-nucleotide messenger RNA. The record is from the annotation of a GenBank genome assembly. NCBI's taxonomy places the organism in Eukaryota, Bacillariophyta, Bacillariophyceae, Naviculales, Naviculaceae.
CAUGAUGAAAGAUCCUUGGAGAGAGAUGGCACCUUUGAGAGUCCCAUAAAAACAACAGUCUCAACCAAUAAUCUCACUUCUCUACCAACUUACCACUAUUUUAAGACAGAGCCAUGGAAAACCUUGCCGUCGCAACCAUUUGGUACAAUGACUUCAAGAAGGAAUUGCCUAGUGCUGAAGGCAAAGUGUUUGCCAUCACAGGCACCACCUCCGGAACAGGAUACGUUGCCGCUCGCACUGUUGCUGAAAAGGGAGGUGCAGUCCUUCUAUUGAAUCGCAGCUCUGACCGUGCCAACAAGUCCUUGGCUAAGUUGAAGGAAGAAGUCCCCAAUGGCAAGUUUGUGCCCAUCGAAUGUGACCUCCAGAGUUUUGAGAGUGUCCGAAAGGCUGCAGCAGAAAUCAAGAGCAAAUACACUACUCUUUACUGUGUCUGCUGGAAUGCAGGCAUCAUGGCCACACCGGAUCAAGCCACGGUGGAUGGAUAUGACACUCAAAUGCAAACCAAUCAUCUUUCCCAUUUUCUUCUGACCGCGGAGCUGUUGCCUCUGCUAGAAAAACAAGGGGGGGAUGCUCGCAUUGUCAAUCAUUCCAGUGGUGGUCGUCACAUGACGCCCAACAAGUGCCUGGAACGCAAGUAUUUGGAGAAAAAUGGUGGCAAUUUGGGUGGAUCCGAAAUGGAUGUUGGAAAGUUUUCGGGGGCUCCUUUCUUGAGGUACUUUCAAACCAAGUUGGCCAAUGCCGUCUUCACCAAAGCACUCCAUCAAAAACUGCAAGCCAAAAAGAGCCCAAUUCUGGCCAUUUGUGCUGAUCCUGGCAUGUCUGCCACCAGCCUGGCCAACCAUGUUGAUGGUGCCGAAGAUAUGAUGAAAGGUUUUGCCGAAAGGGUGCAAACUCCUGAAGACGGAGCGAUGGGCAUUCUCAAGGGAAUGAUGGAUCCCGAUGUUCAAUCGGGGGUCCAUUAUGGACCUGCUGGGACAAAGGGACCUGCUGUCAUCAACGAGGAAAAGCCAUAUGAAGUGGAUCCGGAAGGAAUCAAGAUGCUCUGGGAAACCAGUCAAGCUGCCACUGGCAUUUCCUUUGAGAUUUGAGCGAAACAACAAUCAUCAACAUAUUCAUGGUGGCAGAAAGAGGUGGAUUUUGUUGAGUCAGCAACAGCUGAUUUGAUGGGUUUCGUUGACGAGGUUCUUUGGUUCGAGAGAUGAAAGCUAGAGCCACUAAUUCACAUUUCACCAGAUAGGACUACUAGUACUAAUUAAGUAGAAUGCCCUUGAUAGCCAGAAGCCGGACAAAGCCAGCUAUUGCAAUACUUUGUGUUGGAGAUUGAUAGCCCCAGUAGCAGCGAAUUGUCCAAGUCGAAGGAGUGUUGUCUUUCUCGAAAACCAGCUGGAACCGUAACCAAGCAACGUGGUUGUGUUGUUUGUUUUGGUGGAGAACCUGGCGAACCGUAGCCCCUGUAACGUACCGGUACGUACUCUUCAAUGCUACUGUGCUGCUAUUUCCGUCGGAUAAAGAGCUGCCGAAAAGAUCCGAACAACGGCACUUGUUCCCUCGCAACUCCCAGCUUCCAUGGUUGGUGUUGUCGCAAGGCAGUGGCAUUAAUUUGACCCAGCAGGGAUUUUCCUUUCUUGCGACCCCAACCCACCACACGCCCAUUCUUCCUUCAAAUGCCCACACCUCGUCAAGCUUGCUUGUCAUGCAUCAAUGGGCAAAAAAAAAAAAGAGAUUUCUUCAUCAGAGGACUGUAAUGUCUCCCUCCAA